Molecule: messenger RNA, 1244 nt
Organism: Coccomyxa subellipsoidea C-169
Lineage: Eukaryota; Viridiplantae; Chlorophyta; Trebouxiophyceae; Coccomyxaceae
Product: beta-ketoacyl-acyl carrier protein synthase III
Exons: 10
Coding region: 81-1244 (387 amino acids)
Biological process (GO): fatty acid biosynthetic process
Molecular function (GO): 3-oxoacyl-[acyl-carrier-protein] synthase activity
Source: RefSeq, a predicted model, not a curated record
GGCAUCUGGAGCUUUACCCAACGCUGGACGGAGACCUCGCAACAUUGUGAUCCCUUCGCGGGCAAAGUGCUUGAAAAGGCAUGCCGCUGGCAGGGGGCAGCCGUGUUUUGGCAGACCAGCAGGUCAAGCCCAAUUGCUUGCCACGGCAGAGCCACACCUGCCCGCCUUUCACUGCUUCGAGGUGGAGCAGUGCGAGAAGACGAUCGCUUGUCUGCAGUGUCACUGUCAGAGCGCAUGCAGCGCAGACCCUGCAAGGAUGCAAAUUGGCUGGAUCGGGGAGCAGUGUACCGGAGGCAGUGUUGAGCAACACAGAUCUGGAGAAGCUAGUGGAAACGAAUGACGAGUGGAUAGCAAGCAGGACAGGCAUCAGGAGGCGACAUGUGCUGGCACAGGGGGAGUCGCUGAGUCAGCAUGCAGCCACGGCAGCGCAGCGGGCGCUGGAGAUGGCAGGGAUCGCCGCGGGAGACGUGGAUCUCAUAAUCCUGGCCACCUCCAGCCCAGAUGAUCUCUUUGGCAGCGCCUGCCAGGUGCAAGCGCUGAUUGGAGCAAAGAAGGCGCUGUGCUUCGAUUUGACAGCGGCCUGCAGCGGAUUUGUCGUGGGGUUAGUCACCGGGGCGCAGUUCAUCCGCACAGGCACCUACCGCAACGUACUAGUCAUCGGCGCUGACGCGCUGUCCAGAUACGUGGACUGGCGAGACAGAGGCACGUGCAUACUGUUUGGCGACGGCUGUGGCGCGGUGGUGCUGACGCAGCAGCAAGGGGAGCAGCCCUGCAGCCUGCUCGGAAGCUCCAUGGCCAGCGACGGGCUCGGGCAGAAACACCUGAAUGCCAUGUACUGCGGGGAGGGAAUGAAGCCGCUGCACGAAACGCACGCUUCGGCGCGCGGCUCCUUUGAAAAUAUCUCCAUGAGCGGCCAGGAGGUCUUCAAAUUCGCCGUCCGCGCCGUACCCACGGUAGUAGAGGCGGCUUUGGCGAAUGCAGGGAGGACGAAGGAUGAGGUGGACUGGCUAGUGCUGCACCAGGCAAAUCAGCGCAUCCUGGACAGCGCAGCGACGCGUCUGGGCGUUCCCUCCGACCGCGUGAUUAGUAAUCUGGCAGAAUACGGCAACACAAGCGCCGCAUCAAUUCCCCUGGCGCUCGAUGAAGCCGUGCGCGCAAACACCAUCGUGCCCGGCAAUGUGCUGGCGCUGGCCGGCUUUGGAGCAGGGCUCACGUGGGCGUCAGCAAUUGUGAGAUGGGGAUGA